CAGACGACUUCCAACAUCUCAGACGAUUUACUGGAGUUAUAUUCGUAAAAAUGGCUUCUGUUUUUUUGUUUGGUCACAAAGGACUGAACUGUAAUUUCACUAGGCUUUUAGGUUAGUUUUGCAUUUGAUUCAAGUUUUGGUAUAGAUUUGGGAUUAAAAUCAAGUUAUGGGUUAAUUUUGGCAAAAACCCCCAUUUUCAAUUGCUAUGAUCUUGCUCAGUAGGGCAAUAAUAUUCAUUUGGUUAAGAGUACCGCGCGCGUAUUGCACGGCACAUAAAAUAAUAUAGUAGACCUAAAUUAGACACGUUAUAUAUAGUCGGUGCCUUCUUGAAACAAAAAGUCGAAAGCAUGCAUGCAUGCAAGUGAAUUACAUAUUAAGUUUCAUUAGUUGGAAACGAAUUAUUGAUAGUAUUAGUUUUGACGAUAUGUUAACGCUAACAGAGAAAACAUUAUUUCUAGUUUUUCUUCAAAUGUAAGAGAGACAAAGUAGAAAAAUGAAAACAUAGCUGUAAAGGUGUUGUCAUGGCUUAACUUAUCAUUGUUGUUUAUCAUGUGAUUUCCCCCAACCCCCCCCCCCCCCCCCCCCCCCCCCCCCCCCUCCCGCCGGCCCCUCCCCCAAAGUCAAAGGUUCCCCCUCUCUAAUCUCAUUCGUUCGCAUUACGAAUAUAAAAUAAUUAACGUUUCAUCUUAAUAAAUUUAUCAGCGGGACAAAACCAAUAAUAUAUAAAUCUGUUAUAAUUUUUUCGAUUAGCAAAGAACUGAUUCACUUAAUUACUAAAUUCAUCUUUUAUUUUGUCUAUAAAGUUAUCUGAAUAUCAGCAAAAAUGUGCUACCACACAAAAGUAGUGCGGAUCACUUCAUAGGUAAGUGAUUCCCCCACAAACCUGCAUGUAGCGAUACGUAUAAUUAAUAUGUAACGCAUUUAUAGUAGCCAUUAAUGUAUUACUUAGAGUUGCAUAAAGUGGAAUCAAUACUCUUCCUAAACCAUUUGGUAGAUAUUCAUAUACUUUACUGCAUCGAUUGCAUAGUUUAAUAUGUGGACUUGAUGGUUGACGCUGACAUUGUACAUACCCCGUAAGGUCAUGUAUGAUUGUUUUAAUUCUUAGUAGAACACAAUUGAUAUAUCAUCUAAACAAUAUUCAAAUAUAUAAAAAGCUGUGUUCCAAACAUUGACAGGCUUCUUUGAAUUUUUCGUAUUAAGGUCAUAAACAAUAUUGAAGCACGUAUUCAAAUAUAUAAAUUUGUAUUAUUGUGGCAGUUUUAACAUACUAAUUGUUUCUGAAACCUUUUUUGCGAUUAAUAAACAGAUCGAAGCACGUAUCUAUAGAAUAUAGUCUUGUUUGUGUUCUGUACAAAGGUGUUAAUAUUCGUUAAUUGCGUAGGUAUCCUAAAAGGUAAGCAUCUGUGUCCCAUUGUUUAAGGAACCCUUCAUAGGAGUAUUAAAAAAAGACCUCAACUUGGUAUUUAAAAAUUCAUCAUUUCUAUCUAUAUAAACCGUAUCACAGCACUUGAACUACACCAUCAUUCACAAUUUCAUACCAUCAAACCAAUAAAUCCUAACACACACAACGAGUGAAAAAAGGAACACCUUUUUCUUAAUCUUCUGAUAGGUUUGACAAUGGAUCUAGCCAAACACACAACACUCCAAAUGUUGGGAUUCAUACUCCUUGCAUCACUCGUACUAACUAUGGCUCAACCCCCUGGCUUGACAAAGCCAAGCCAUGCAACUUGUAAGAUCAAGAAGUACAAACAUUGUUACAACUUAGAACAUGUUUGUCCCAAGUUCUGCCCUGACACUUGUCAUGUUGAAUGUGCUUCUUGCAAGCCCAUAUGUGGUCCUGCUUCCCCCGGGGAUGAUGGCGGAGACACUCCUCCUACUCCGGUUCCACCUGUUUCACCACCACCUCCGGCUCCUGUUCCGCCAGUUUCACCACCGCCUCCAGUCACGCCUACUCCUUCUUAUCCUACUCCCACUGAUCCUCUGCCUCCAGCACCUGUUUCACCACCUCCUCCGGCUCCUGUUCCGCCAGUUUCACCACCACCUCCAACUCCUACACCGUAUGUUCCAAGUCCUACUCCGCCAGUUUCACCACCACCUCCGUCUCCUACACCGGAUGUGCCAAGUCCUACUCCACCAUCUUCACCACCACCUACUACUCCCACACCAGCUGUGCCAAGUCCUACUCCUUCUUCACCACCACCUCCUUCUCCUACACCAGCUGUACUAACCCCUCCUCAUGUUACUCCCACUCCUCCUACACCGGCUGUACCAAGUCCUCCUGACGUCACUCCCACUCCUCCUACCCCAUCCGUUCCAAGCCCUGAUACUCCCACUGCACCACUACCUCCAUAUUCCCCACCCGCGACCCCUGCUCCCUCCGUUCCAAGCCCCACUCCCACACCUCCGUCGUCCCCAACUCCUCCUGGAUCUACUCCCACGACUCCAACGCCUUCUGUCCCAACUCCUUCUCCUUCCGUCCCUGUUCCAAGUGCUCCAAACUCUCCUCCUUACGUUCCCCCAUCCUCUCCUACUCCAACCCCACCAUCAGAUGGGGAGGCAGGAGCAGGAGUCAGAAGGGCAAGGUGUAAGAAGAAGGGCUCUCCUUGUUAUGGAGUUGAAUACAGUUGCCCUUCCGCUUGUCCCCGUUCUUGUGAAGUCGAUUGCGUCACUUGCAAGCCUCUUUGCAAUUGUGACAAGCCAGGAUCUGUUUGCCAAGACCCACGUUUCAUUGGAGGAGACGGUCUCACCUUUUACUUCCACGGCAAGAAAGACUCCAACUUCUGCCUCAUCUCCGAUCCUAACCUUCACAUCAACGCACAUUUCAUUGGUAAACGUAGGCCUGGUAUGGCACGUGACUUCACAUGGGUCCAAUCCAUUGCUGUUCUCUUUGGCACUCACCGUUUCUACGUCGGAGCCCUCAAAACCGCCACGUGGGAUGAUUCAGUUGACCGUAUCUCCGCCUCUUUCGAUGGAAACGUUAUCUCGCUUCCUCAGCUAGACGGUGCCACAUGGACUUCUUCCCCAGGUGUAUAUCCUCAGGUCUCGGUCAAACGAGUCAACGCUGAUACUAACAAUAUCGAGGUUGAAGUAGAGGGUUUGCUUAAGAUCACCGCAAGAGUGGUGUCAAUAACAAUGGAAGAUUCAAGAAUCCAUGGGUACGACGUGAAGGAAGAUGACUGUCUAGCUCAUCUCGAUUUAGGCUUCAAGUUCCAAGACCUCAGCGACAAUGUCGACGGAGUUUUGGGACAGACUUAUAGGCCAAACUACGUUAGCCGAGUAAAGAUCGGAGUCCACAUGCCAGUGAUGGGUGGUGACAGGGAAUUCCAGACCACCGGACUUUUUGCACCUGACUGCUCUGCCGCAAGGUUUAUCGGUAACGGAGGCAGAAACGGUGGCUGGAGCAAAAUGGAGCUCCCUGAGAUGAGUUGUGCCAGUGGCGUAGGUGGCAAGGGAGUGGUCUGCAAGAGAUAGACGUUUGCUCUAAACUUUAUUACUACAUACUACCACCACUAUACAAUAUGCUAAGUGGUAACUAUAAUAUUAUACCUAAUUAAUAAAUAUCAUCGAGAAAGCUUUCCCUAAGGAAAUAUGUAAUGGUACAAAUGUAAUUUAAUUAUUCUUGAUCUGAAUGAAAUGUGAAUUUAUAUUAAUCUCUUCCUUCUGUGCUUCAGUAAUCCUUGUUUUGAGAAACUUGUAAAAUAUGAUCAUAAUAACAAAAAAAAGUUGCAAAACAUAAUUAGAUUUUUUUUGAUUAAAAUAAAAUUAGAUACUUGUCAGGAAAUUAAAUCUGUAUCCCCUUAUCCAUGUCAGCGCAUCUGUAGCAGAGCUAAACUUUCUGCAGUUUGAUAAAUCAGAAAGAGAAAUGAACUAGAAGGACCGUAGAGACAAACCUAAGAGCAACAUUAUCAAGACAUUUGAACACUUCUUAUGGGCGAUCCUUACCCAAUAUUGGCCCAAAAUUAAAUAUAAAGUCCAGUUAAAUGAAGGAGACGAUUUUUAGGUAAGAAGUUUUUUGACUUCGUUCUUCUGUCACGUGUCAUUCUAUGAUACGUUUUGUGAAGCGGUAGAGGGUCUCGUCGUUUUGCUCUGGAUCUAUUCUCUCCGUCUCCCUCUUCUCUCUCUCUCUCUCUCAAUCCGUAGACGGCGAUUCGCUGGAAGUGAAGAAUCAUCGGUCCACAUCGAUCGAUCGUUUAAUCUCGCCAUCGAAUCUGCACCAGGUUUGUAUUACUCUCUCUCUCUGUCUCCCUCUUCUCUGUCUCUCUCUCUCGUAUCGAUUUUGUGGAUAUAAUUCUGGGAUUAUCGAUUAUGUGUUUCUAAUAUUUUGCAUGCUUUGGGUUUGAUCAAGGUCCGCGGAGUUUGGGUUUAGGGUUUCAUCGUCUCUUCCUUCUCUCGCUGUCGACGGGUACUUCCGCCGUCGUCGUCUAUUCUCGUCCAUCUCGCCUCUCUUCUUUCUCCGUCCUCCGUUAGCUAUAUAGAGGAAUCAUUUAAACAAAUAGAUUGGUGAUUCGCCUUUUGGUUGUAUAUGAUUGUAUAGUGAUCUGUUGGUUCGUGUUUCUGAUGGACUUUCGUUUACCGAUGAAUAUGAUUGUAUAGUGAUCUGUGUUUUUGAUUGUAAAGCAGAGGUUUUUAGUGAAUUUUUCGUAUACUUGAUUGAUUAGGGAACUUUAGUUAAAAAAAUAUGCUUGAUUGAUUAGUGAACUUUAGUUAAAAAAAUAUGCUUGAUUGAUUAGUGAACUGAAUUUUGAGUUCUAUACUUGAUUGAUUAGUGAACUGAAUUUUGAUUGUAUAGUUGAUGGAGAGCCACAUUAUAUGUUGUGAUCUAUACUGAAUUUUGAUUCUAUACUUGUUGUUUUAGAUACAUUGGCUUCAUCAUUGACAUGUGUUGUUUUAGUUGGUGUGUAAAUUGAAGUAAGUAGGUUUCGACAUUUAAUGAAAACGUUGUACUGACUUUUUUACUUAGUUUGGUUUCGAAGGAGUGUUACUUGGCAAAGUUUUGUAGUUAGUUUGCUUGGUUUUGUAGUUAGUUUCGGAGGAGUAAUAAAUAUUGAUUAGUUAUGUGUAACGAGUAUAAGUAACUAAUGUGUAUCAUAUUUACUUACUUGUUUGCUUUGAUUCUUUAUUUUCCGAGUAAUAAAUAUUGAUUAGACCCUGGUAGUUGAUUGUUAGAGAAACAUUUAAGCUCUCUGAUGGUUGUUCUCUCAAAUUUCUUUAAAUAGCAGCAACAAGUUUAAUUCUUGUUGUGGUUAUCCCUUACUCUCUUCUUUCUCUCACGUAUCUUUCUUUUCUAUUCCUGUCCUUCUAAUCGAAAUGGAUUCAAGGAAUCCAUUGAAUCCCUAUAGUGAGUCCCCUAGUUAUAGCUAUCUUCUCCAUAGCCAAAAUUUUCAGUAUGGAAGUUAUCCUUCUACUCAGUAUCCAUCCGAGAUACCUCCUUAUAGUUCACAACAACCUGACGGUCCACCUGAACGUGAAGACCCAGCAGUUGCCUCUAAGGAGAGAAGGCAAUGGACUCCAGCUGAUGACGAGGUCGUCAUAAGUGCUUGGCUCAACACAUCUAAGGAUGCAGUGGUUGGGAAUGGACAAAAAUCGGGGACGUUCUGGAAACGUGUUGCUGAGUACUAUGAAUCUACUCCACAUGCUAAAGAGAGUGGUGAACCAAGAGACUGGCUCCAUAUUAAGCAGAGGUGGCAGAAGAUUAAUGACCUCACCAACAAAUUUUGCGGUGCUUACUCGGCAGCGGAGAGACAGAUAACUUCUGGUCAGAGCGAGACUGACGUCCUCAAGAUGGCUUAUGGAUAUGGCACGCAUUUUUUGGAGCUCCAGGUACUAUGAACGAUCUUAAUAUUCUCGAUCGAUCACCCGUUUUUGAUGACAUUAUUAACGGAAUAGCGCCACAAGUGAACUUCUAUGUUAAUGGUAAUCCAUACCAUUUGGCAUAUUAUCUCACUGAUGGUAUUUAUCCGAAAUGGGCGACUUUUAUUCAAUCUAUCCGGCUUCCACAAAGUGAGAAACAUUCGUUAUUUGCUAAAACCCAAGAAGCUGUUCGAAAAAAUGUGGAGCGUGCCUUCGGAGUUCUGCAAGCUAGAUUUGCCGUAGUGAAAAAUCCAUCUAAGUUAUGGAAUAAAGAAAAAAAUAGCAAAUAUUAUGAAAGCAUGCAUCAUACUCCAUAAUAUGAUUGUCGAGGAUGAACGUUCAACAUUCACUCAAUAUAACGAGAGAGAAUUUCAAGAAAGCGAAGAAGAGGAUACAUUCACCGUUACUCCGAAUUCAAAUCUUGGCACUGCAAUGGAUCGUCGAUCGAGCGUUCGUAACAGACAAGCCCAUGAACAAUUAAAAUUCGAUUUGAUUGAAAAUAUUUGGGCUAAAUUUGGACAUCUUCCAAAUAACCAAUGAUUUUUAAGUUUCUGUGAAUUGAAUAAAAUGUGUGUUAGCUAUUAUUUUAAAUUUUUUUUUAAAUGGAAUGUAAUAAAAUGUUUGUAAUUUUAAUUUAAUGAAAUAAAAAGUUUUUUUUAA
This is a messenger RNA of Brassica rapa (field mustard), 6510 nucleotides long. Its product is annotated as inter-alpha-trypsin inhibitor heavy chain H6. NCBI's taxonomy places the organism in Eukaryota, Viridiplantae, Streptophyta, Magnoliopsida, Brassicales, Brassicaceae. The record is from RefSeq and is a predicted model, not a curated record.